GAGCCUUUCUGGAUUUUAGAGAGGAAGGUUCCAACCGAUUGGGGGGUCGGACGCAGGAGGGGAGACAGGCAAAAAGUCAGGCAGAGAUGGAGACUCUGAGAGACAAAACGUGCUCGACAGACCACGCCAGGCGGCAAGGCAGGGCGGCGGGCGAGGCGGCUGCCGUGGGCGGGAGGUGCGCGAGGUGAGGGAGGUGUGGGGGGCGUGUGCCACGGGAUGCUGCCGCCCGCUCCGACUGAGCUCCAGCUCGGGUUUUUCCCUCCACCAUCCUCUCCCCCUCCCCGCCUCUCCUUUAACUCCCCCCUCCUGGGCUCGGGACUGGUUUCCUCCCUUAGCCCGCUGCCCUCAAUCCCGGCGAGGCUGGGGCUCCGGCUCGGCGUCCCCUUCUUUGCUCCCUCUCCUGGCGCCCCAUGCUGCCUCCACCUGGACCCUGGCUCCCCCAGCCCCCCACUUAGGCCGGCGCACAAAUCUCGGGGUGCUGGCGCGUGGGCCGGGGGCGCAGAGGGCGCCUGGAGACAGCCCUUGCGAGGGCUCUGGUCGGGCUGAGCACUCUGGAGCGGGGGGCUCGGGGACAGCAGGAAGCAGGUCCUCGUGGGAGCUGGGGGCACCAGCCACCCAUAGGGUGACCGGGGCUGAACAGCCGGCCAGCCGAGGCAAUCACCCCUGGGGGUGAGCGACUUUGGGGGAGUUGGUGCCCCGCCCCCCAGGCCUUGGCGGGGUCAUGGGGGGCCCCCAUUCCGGGCUGGGGGGUGUGCAAGUCGGGGCCCUGCUGCUUCUGGCGUUUUGGGGGCUGGUGUCUGGGCUCAGCCUGGAGCCUGUCUACUGGAACUCGGCGAAUAAGAGGUUCCAGGCAGAAGGUGGUUAUGUGCUAUACCCUCAGAUCGGGGACCGCCUAGACCUGCUUUGCCCCCGGUCCCGGCCUCCUGGCCCCCACUCCUCUCCUAAUUAUGAGUUCUAUAAGCUGUACCUGGUAGGGGGUGCCCAGGGCCGGCGCUGUGAGGCACCCCCUGCCCCAAACCUCCUCCUCACCUGUGACCGGCCAGACCUGGAUCUCCGCUUCACCAUCAAGUUCCAGGAGUACAGCCCUAACCUCUGGGGCCACGAGUUCCGCUCACACCAUGAUUACUACAUCAUUGCCACAUCUGAUGGAACCCGGGAAGGCCUGGAGAGCUUGCAGGGUGGCGUGUGCCUAACCAGAGGCAUGAAGGUGCUUCUCCGAGUGGGACAGAGUCCCCGAGGAGGGGCCAUCCCCCGAAAACCUGUGUCUGAAAUGCCCAUGGAGAGAGACAGAGGGGCAGCUCAUAGCCUGGAGCCCGGGAAGGAGAAUAUGCCAGGUGACCCCACCAGCAAUGCAACCUCCCGGGGUGCUGAAGGCCCCCUGCCCCCUCCCAGCAUGCCCGCAGUGGCUGGGGCAGCAGGGGGGCUGGCGCUGCUCUUGCUGGGCGUGGCAGGGGCUGGGGGUGCCAUGUGUUGGCGGAGACGGCGGGCCAAGCCUUCGGAGAGUCGCCACCCUGGUCCUGGCUCCUUUGGGAGGGGAGGGUCUCUGGGCUUGGGGGGGGGAGGGGGGUUGGGACCUCGGGAGGCUGAGCCUGGGGAGCUAGGGAUAGCUUUGCGGGGUGGUGGGGCUACAGAUCCCCCCUUCUGUCCCCACUAUGAGAAGGUGAGUGGUGACUACGGGCAUCCUGUGUACAUCGUGCAGGAUGGGCCCCCCCAGAGCCCUCCAAACAUCUACUACAAGGUAUGAGGGCUCCUUCCACUUGGCCCUCCUAAAUCAAGCCCUUCUUAGGGUGCUCCUCUGGUUUAAUUCAUGGUUUGAGGGACACCUCUGGCAUCUUCUUGGCCCCCUUUGCUCCCACUAGCUCCUUUAUUCCUCUGGCUGUUCCUCUUGUCUCUACUUUUAGGAUCCCUUAAGAUUUCCACUGCAUCCCUCCUGCCCUCCCAUUUGGCCAUGGGCAUCCCUAUGUCUCUGUGUCCCUUGGGGAGGAAGCACAGGCUCAGCCUCCUCUCUGAUCAUGACCCAGGUAUCCAUGUCCCCUUUGACCACCCAGAGUAGGGGCAGGAACAGUCUGUCUUUUGGUUGGCACUUCUUUAUGCCUCUCACUGUUUUUCUCUUCUUUCUUUCUCUUAUUCUUUCUCGCUUUCCUGUCUUUAGGUCUGUUCUUUUCUUCCCUAGCAUCUUCCUCCUUACAUCUCCCUUUACCUUCUUGGCUUCUUAUCCUGUGCCUCUCCCAUCUCCUGGGUGGGGGGCAUCAAAGCACUUCUCCCCUUAGCUCUCAGCUCCCCUUCUGACCUCUCAUACCAAGCACUCCCCUCAGUCCACCAAAAAUGGGGGCCUUAUGGGGAAGGCUCUGGCACUCCACCCCAGCUCAGGGCAUGGGUAGUAGGGCCUCCUCUGCCCUGCCCCAAGCCUCUACAUACUUACUCCAGCCAUUUGGGGUGGUUGGGUCAUGACAGCUACCAUGAGAAGAAGUGUCCUGUUUUGUCCAGUGGCUGACAGCAAGAUAUGAACCAGUUGGGACAUUGUGGACUUGGUCUGAUGCUGAAUGGGCCACUUGGGACAUGAAGUGACUCUCUCCAGACAAGAAGUGGCUAGGCCUGGACAGAAAUGGCCUGGAAAGUGGCAGAAGCAGUGCAGCAGGAACUGGAAGUGCCUUCAUCCAGGACAGGAAGUAGCACUUCUGAAAUAGGAAGUGGUCUGGCUGGAACUCCAAGUGGCUUAGUCCGGGGGGGUUGGGGGUGGAAGGUGGAUGGUUCUUACCUGUGGAGAAGGGGGCAGGAGGAACUUCCUGUUUUAGGAGGAAGCUGGAACUUACUGACUGUAAGAAGACAGAGGUGGACUGAGGAAGACUUUCCUAGUAUUCAGUGGCACUUCCCAGGACCUCCCUUCCCAUGUGCUCUGUGUGAUUUUAAGACAGCUAAGAUAACUGCCAUCUGCUAUGGCAGGCCCAAUUUGUCUUGUUUGUCCCUUCCUGUAUCUCAAUAUAAUCUCUGUUAAUCAACAGGACUACCCCAAAAGCCCAUGUGUUCUCCCCCAGUGACCAGAUGGCUGUCUUGUUCAUUGCAUCUUCCCUUCAGAGCCAACACGGCUCCCUUCUUAGUGACCAAAAUGGUGGCCUAUCGACUGGUCUAGUUGUCAGUGGUACUUAGAAAUGGCCACUGUCUCCAUAGUCACCAGCCUAUACCUCUUCCUGCUCUCUAGUGCACAGUUGGCUGUUGCCUCAGUUUCCUCCCAGCUCAGUUUUAUUAUAAGAUCAAAGCUGCCCUUGGACAUCAAGUCACCACCUCAAUCACCAGCCAAGAUGGUUGCUUUGUCCACCAGAGGUCAAGUCAUCUCUCUGGUGCAGUAGUUCCCAGCUCCUUCCAGGGAACAGGAAGUUGAUAUUGCCAUGGGGGAGGUGGCGGGGUAUGGCCGUCACCUCAAUAGUUUUACUGUAAAAGGGAAAUUUGAACAACAAAAACCAAAAAAAGAAUAAAAAACUUCAAAAGUU
This is a messenger RNA of Heterocephalus glaber (naked mole-rat), 3488 nucleotides long. It is a transcript of the gene Efnb3, whose product is annotated as ephrin B3. Gene Ontology annotation, biological process: axon guidance; ephrin receptor signaling pathway. Gene Ontology annotation, molecular function: ephrin receptor binding. Gene Ontology annotation, cellular component: plasma membrane. The record is from RefSeq and is a predicted model, not a curated record. NCBI's taxonomy places the organism in Eukaryota, Metazoa, Chordata, Mammalia, Rodentia, Bathyergidae.